ACACACCGCCUCGCGAUUGAGACCGAGGCGACGACGGUGGCGUUUCGCAGGGUCGCCGCGUGGUGGGAGCGACAGGCCAUCGAGCCCCCCGACAUGAGCCUGCCCACCACCCGCCACACAGCCACGGGUGAAGUGCACGUGAAACGGCCCAUGAAUGCUUUCAUGGUGUGGUCUCGAGCCCAGAGACGCAAGAUCGCCCUGGAGAACCCCAAAAUGCACAAUUCAGAGAUCUCCAAGCGCCUGGGCACAGAAUGGAAACACCUCUCCGAAGCAGAGAAGAGGCCCUUUAUCGAGGAGGCAAAAAGACUGAGGGCUCUGCAUAUGAAAGAACACCCAGACUACAAGUAUAAGCCACGGCGGAAACCGAAGACACUGCUCAAGAAAGACAGGUUCCCCUUCCCUCUGCCCUACAUGUCGGCACCCAUCGACUACCUGGGCAUGAACUUUUCCAGGAGUUUUUUCCCCGGCGCCCCUUCUUCGGCGGGCUUGGGCAUGCCGGGGCUGCUGCCCUUCUCAUCAUCAGAGUCCUUUUUCGCCAACGCCCCUUCAGUGGUCACCAGCUCAGCGCCCACGGCAACUGUGUCCAGGCUAUCCCCUUCCGACGACCGGACAGAUCCUGAAGGUAAGCUCUCCUCUGCUGGAUCUUCUACUCCGAGUGAUACGUCUGGGCUCCUUCACCCUUUCAAGCCCCUGUCCAGCACCAGCCCUUAUCCAGCUUACAGUCCGGCGGCAGCUGCAGCAGCGGCGGCUUCACUCUAUUCCGGACUCUCUCUACCGGUUUCACCUUACUUUAUGCCUUGCGGGUGCGGUCCGUCCGGUCCGUACGGCUUGGGUUCGUCAGUGUCACAGAAUCCGGCAGAUCGCCACGGUCCUGCUGCGGUGGUCACUUCUUCGGCCGGUUCCCUAGUGCUCAAUCCCUUCCUCAGGGUGUCGGACUGCCAUCCGGCUUAUCCUUCAACCUCGCGGGACAAUCACAGUGAAGCACAAACACCACCAGGACACUCUCUACCCGCUAGUCAACUCUUAGGACUGUACUCUUGUCUCGGUAGGCCAAAACCAACCGAGAAUGGUGACUUAUAAUCGCAUUUGUCAACAUCUUCUCGAUGCCAUUGUGUGAUUCCAGUGUGAAACGUUUCACGUUGUUGAAAAUCAAAUAUCAUAUUGUGAUCAAAAACGGUGUUUGUUGAUAUCAGACAUAUCACAAUAGUUCAACUAUCGACAGAAGAAACAUUCUUUCGUUCAUCGUUAAUUUAUUCUUACAUUAGAAAAAUUUGUUUUUGCCAUACACAUUUUCAUUAUUUAUUGAUUCAACUUUUUCAAUUGAGUACUUUCGUUGAACUGAAUAAUUUUUGCUGUGAUUUGUUGUUGACUUCUGAAAUAUAUCUUCCUUCUAAAGGCAUUACGAAAACAGUUUCGAGUACACAAGAAACUAGCUACAUUUGAAGUACUCAACUUUCUACAUUUUGUACUGCAGUACUGUCGCUUAUGUGUUAUGAAACUUGACUAAUAAUCAGUGAUCGUGCAUUAUGAAGAACGUUAUUGUACCUCAUGUACCGUUCGGUCACCAUAUCAAAAGAAACUGAACUGAAUAUUUAAUAGAACUAGUCUCAUCUGUGAGCAAACAUCUAGUUACUGGGCGAAUCGUCUCGAAAAAAAACUGUAAGUGUACUAUUUUGUUUUUCCCCUUCCUUUAAUGGUACGU
Messenger RNA from Uloborus diversus, 1702 nucleotides. RefSeq names its product transcription factor SOX-14-like. Gene Ontology annotation, molecular function: DNA-binding transcription factor activity, RNA polymerase II-specific; RNA polymerase II cis-regulatory region sequence-specific DNA binding. Gene Ontology annotation, biological process: regulation of DNA-templated transcription; anatomical structure morphogenesis; cell differentiation. The record is from RefSeq and is a predicted model, not a curated record. NCBI's taxonomy places the organism in Eukaryota, Metazoa, Arthropoda, Arachnida, Araneae, Uloboridae. The coding region runs from base 94 to 1080 and encodes 328 amino acids. The transcript has a single exon.